AUGAAUAAUGGAAGAGGAUCUCAUGGAAAUCUUGGGCGUGACAGAGAAAAAGGAGACAAUAAAAGAUACAUGGAGGAAAUAAGAAAGAAAGAGGAAGAAGAACGUAAGAAAUUAGAGGAAGAAGAACGUAAGAAAUUAGAAGAAAAGAAUAAAAAUAAAAGAGAAACUGUAUAUAAUAGAAAGUAA
Molecule: messenger RNA, 186 nt
Organism: Entrophospora candida
Lineage: Eukaryota; Fungi; Glomeromycota; Glomeromycetes; Entrophosporales; Entrophosporaceae
Source: the annotation of a GenBank genome assembly